AUGGUGCAGACACUUGCGAUGAAUGAAGCGACGCUCGUCGAGGGCAUGUUUGUUGCUGAGGACUUGAGUAACCUGAAUGCAGAUGCUAAUUGGUGGCAUCAACGAGUUCGGUUAGUUGAGCACUGGCUACGUGAUGAGACAAGUCGAGUUAUCAUUCCUGACGAUGGAACAGAAGAGAUGAUUCGGAGGCACAUUCAACGAGGGGAUUCGCACCCACGAGCUCAGUGCAAGUGUUGGAGGCAUAUUGUGAUGGAGCUCCGAGAUCUCCCCUGCUUCGCGGGAAUUAUUGUACAGACAAAAGCUCGCGAUGCAACGCUAACGAGUCCUAGUCGCGGGAAGCUGCGACCUGGGAAGAACUUGAUUGUCCUCUCCGAUGAGAAGAACAGCGAAAUCAGCAGCAAUGCGAGCACUCAUGGUGCCGAUUUCGACAGCAACAACGCGUCGUCUUGGUCCGUCGAAGCUUUGAACCCCGAAAUCGAACUUCCUGUAGUGGCAAAGAGACCUCGACCUCUGUCGAGCGCAGGGUACUUGUCACGUCGAGAACUCGGUAAGGAGACGGCUGCGAUCGCUAAAAAGUUCGCUGAAAUGUCUUUACUGGAGCGGCAGAUGGAGUGGCUUAAGAAAAAACAGGAUAAAAUGGAAGCUGAACGUCAGCGACAGACACAAGAGUACGAGCGAGAACUCACGUUUCAGCCCAAGCUAAUCCGCCGUAUCACAUACUCGGGAGAUAAAUACUUUAGGGACACGCUCACGCCUCCUUCCAGUAGCAGAUCUUUCACGCGAAGUGAGAGUAGUCGACGUGUAGGAGAAAGUGGAUCAACUCUCUUGAAGGAGAAACCUCUUCCGAAAGUGCCGCGACUAUCUCAUCAUCGACGACAAAAGAAAAAGACAGCACUGCAGAGUGCAUCCAUCUCUCAACCUGUAGGAGUGUCUUGCAAGCUCUUGGACAACAUGAAGUCGGAGCUGCAAGCAUCUCUAGCUACUAAAGCCGAAGUAGCUGAAGAAGAAGAAAAGCCUUUAGAAAAUCUACCUGCUUGGAGUGCAAAGCCGACAAUUGGAGGCAGACGCGCAGAUUUCGACUCGAGCGAGACAAAAGUGAGGUUAAUACUACAAGACGCAUCCAAGUUCGAGCUCAGUACGAUGUACCGCAAGACAGAUCGCAGAGCAGGAAGAGAUGGAGUCGCUUUGCAUGUGGGUCGGAGAGAAGACACGCUGGAGGAACAAGUGAUCGCUGUGCUUUUCGAUCGAGAAAAAGUGACCGAGGUGGAGGCAGAGCGCUGGUGGGAGAAUCACCAUCAUCGCUUCGUCCAGUUCAUCGAGCCUCCGCAGUCAAGAGAGGAAUGA
Messenger RNA from Phytophthora infestans T30-4, 1344 nucleotides. RefSeq lists its product as hypothetical. The transcript is spliced from 4 exons. NCBI's taxonomy places the organism in Eukaryota, Oomycota, Peronosporomycetes, Peronosporales, Peronosporaceae. Bases 1 to 1344 code for a protein of 447 amino acids. The record is from RefSeq and is a predicted model, not a curated record.